AUGGCAGAAAUAAAGAAACGCCUUGCAUUCUCGAUUCUGCAGUUUUUACAGCAGUCAAUUAAGGAUGGAACCAUUAUAGAAGAGGAUAAAAAGGAAGGAAUUGAUGUGGCAGGUACGAACUUCGUGGUGUGUUGCCGUCGUGAUCGCGUCUUCGAAGAUCUGACGAAAGAAUGCAUUUCUUCAGUACAGUGCAUUAGUGAAGCUUUCGACGUAAACCUCGAAGAUCCGGAGCAGAAGGAACUUUAUAGUACAAGAGCUCCAUUGUUAUCAAUUUUCGAAGUGGCAGUAAAAGCGCAGGAACGAGUGUCAAAGCCACAGCAGUCAAGUGCAAGAUCGGUUCCACAAUCUGUGGUUGAAACUAAGAUCGAGCUUAGUGAGGAACAAAAACAAAAAGCUGAAGAGUUGAAAGGAGCUGGUAACCGUAAGGUAGCAGAGAAGGACUAUAAAGCUGCCAUACAACUAUAUGAUGAGGCAAUUUCCAUAAAUGGAAACAAUGCAGUUUAUUAUGCCAAUCGAGCCGCAGCGUAUAGUCAACUGGGUCAGCAUGAUAAAGCUAUAGAAGAUGCUACAAAAUCGUCACAAAUUGACCCAUCUUAUAGCAAAUCAUACAGCAGACUAGGACAUGCUUACUUUUCCAUAGGCAAAUAUAAUGAGGCGGUCGAAGCAUAUGAAAAGGGUCUUUCACUCGAUCCUAACAAUUCUACUAUGAAAUCAGCUCUGGAUGCUGCUAAACAAAGGAUUAACGAGACUAGUGUCGACAAUUUAUCGGAUAGAGGCACUCGUGGUGGAGCACCCGGGACGUCUUUGAUGAACAAUCCCGCUUUGAUGAGUAUGGCAAACCAGAUGAUGCAAAGUGGGGCGCUUAGCGAUAUUAUGAAUAACCCUAAUAUUGCUGAGAUGGCGCAAAAUAUGAUGCGUGGAGGGAAUCCGCCUAAUGUUGAUGAACUCAUGAAUAAUCCGGAGUUAGUGAACUUGGCACGUCAAUUCGCAAACAAUCGAGGUUCUGACGGUAACCCUUCAAACGAAGAAACGCAAUAG
Molecule: messenger RNA, 1038 nt
Organism: Acaulospora morrowiae
Lineage: Eukaryota; Fungi; Glomeromycota; Glomeromycetes; Diversisporales; Acaulosporaceae
Source: the annotation of a GenBank genome assembly